This is a messenger RNA of Ustilaginoidea virens, 528 nucleotides long. RefSeq lists its product as uncharacterized. The coding region runs from base 1 to 528 and encodes 175 amino acids. Lineage: Eukaryota; Fungi; Ascomycota; Sordariomycetes; Hypocreales; Clavicipitaceae. Gene Ontology annotation, molecular function: transmembrane protein transporter activity. The record is from RefSeq and is a predicted model, not a curated record. Gene Ontology annotation, biological process: protein import into mitochondrial matrix; protein targeting; tRNA import into mitochondrion. Gene Ontology annotation, cellular component: mitochondrial outer membrane translocase complex; mitochondrial outer membrane. The transcript has 4 exons.
AUGGUUCAGACGUCAACUGUGGUGACGGCCACCGUCGCCACCGCCGCCACUGCUCUCGUCGCUUAUGCCCUGUACUUUGACUUCCGGCGCCGGAGCCACGCCGAGUUCCGUCGCGACCUGAGGAGAAACGAGCGCCGCCAGGUCCGCGCCGAGAAGGACGAGGCCGAGGCCUCGACGCGCCGGCAACGGGAGGCCAUCAAGGCCCGCGUCGACGAAGCAAAGGAGGAGGGUUUCCCCGCUGGCGUCGAGGAGCGCGAAGUCUACUUCAACGAGCAGGUCAUGUCUGGAGAGCUGCUCAGCUCGGAUCCUGCCAAAACUGUUGAGUCUGCUCUCGCUUUCUACAAGGGGCUGAAGGUGUAUCCUGCCCCUGGCGACUUGAUCAAGAUUUACGACAGCACCGUCCCCAAGCCUGUAUUAGACGUUCUCGCCCUGAUGAUAGCCUACGACUCAAGCCUCGACAUCCGCUCCCGCCCAUCCGGUCAUGCUGGCAUUAACCUUGCCGAUAUCCCCAACGUCGGUCUUGACUAA